Molecule: messenger RNA, 1379 nt
Organism: Paramecium pentaurelia
Lineage: Eukaryota; Ciliophora; Oligohymenophorea; Peniculida; Parameciidae
Source: the annotation of a GenBank genome assembly
AUGUCUAUUGAUACUAUUUUUAUACUGUCUCAAAAUGGGUAUACAUCGUUUAUUUAUAUAGUGAAAUUUUAGCUCAUAGAAUAUUUAAGGGUAUUAAACGCAAAGAAACAUUACCUGAAUUUUAUACUUAAUUUGUGUAGUUCUUCAGAGGUACAAAUGCUGUAAUUUUGUGAUGUUGAAUAUUGUUUAGGAUAAGGAAUAUCCAAUUAUUAGAAUCAAGGAUGCCCUUUACCCAUUUGUCACAUUCUCAGAUAUCAUCAUAGGAGCCAUUGUAACAGAAGAGAUUCCUGUAUUACAAUUAUUUGCAAUAUUAUUUCUAAUUCUGGAUGUUCUCAAGUCCUCUUUUCCAAAUGAAUCUUCUGAGAAACUCAAGUAGAAUUUACAUGCAAUCGGCAUCAUGCUUGAUUCCGUAUUUGAUUAUGGAUAUCCAUAAAUUACAUAAAAGCACGUGCUUGAAAGCAUAAUUAAACCAGGGGGCUUAAUUGAAAAAAUAGAAGAAAAAAUAAUAGGUAGAAAGAAUGUACAAAAAGAAACUGUUUCUGUAUUAGAAAAAUAUAUAGAUUGUUAAGCAGAUGUAAGAGAACAUUGUUAAUAUCGAAUCCCUGAAAUCAAGGGCAAUGAAUCAGUUUAUUUUGAUGUUAUUGAAUUCUUAGAUUGUGUAUUCGAUAAGAAUGGAAGAAUUUUGAUUGAAGAAAUUAAUGGAGAAAUUAAAGUUGAUUGUAAUCUAUCAGGAAUUCCUGAAUUAUUUGUAUUCCUCAAUCAAACCAACCAAUUUAAUGAUUACACAGUUCAUGAAUGUUUGCUUUAAAAAAUUGAUACCUUUGAAAGGGAAAGAGUUUUAGCAUUUGUUCCACCUUCAGGAACUACAACAAUCUUUUAUUAUAAUAUCAAAGGAAUUUCAAUUAGAACACCCUUUGAUUUCAUUCCAAAACUUUAAUUCCUAAAAAAUUAAGUUAAAAUAGAGAUCCUUCUUAAAAAUAGACCAGUUAGAGGUUAAUAAUAUGUAGUAGAUGAAUUUCAUGCCAAAUUAACAGUACCUAAUGGUCUGACUUUAGGAGAAACAGAAAUGGCCCAAGGGACAAUUUAACAAUUAGAAAAUGUAGAUAUCCUAUUCAAUCAUUUAGGCAAUCCUGUGGAGAAUUGGAAAAUUGGAAAUUGAUUCAUCCAUUAGAUUGGCUGUCACCUUUACAGCAACAGAAGAAUAAUUCAAUGUCAUAUAAUAAGGAAAUUUCUUGGUCCAAUUAAAAUUUGUUGUCAAUACAUUUAGUCCAUCAUAAACUAAAAUUGAUAAAGUUGAAGUUAGAAAUGGAGCUAAAGUCAUGACUAAAAAAGCUAGGAAUAUUGCAAAAAGUGGUUAUUAUGAAAUUAGAUUAAAUUGA